Staurois parvus is the source of this 247-nucleotide messenger RNA. NCBI's taxonomy places the organism in Eukaryota, Metazoa, Chordata, Amphibia, Anura, Ranidae. The record is from the annotation of a GenBank genome assembly.
AUUAUAUGAAAGUCCACUGUUAUGAAUUGAUUAAACAAAGUCCAAAUAUUCAAAUAUUUCCAAUGACAUCCAGUCAGGGGCGGACUGAGAACUCAUGGGGCAAUAGGGGAUCAUGGGGCCCCUGUGUCCUUGCCCACACUCAUAAGAGCCUAUAAAAAAGGUACCAGGGGCAUUUCAUGGGGCCCCCUACUGACCUCGGGUCCUCGGGCAGUGCCCGAGUGCUCGAAUGGUCAGUCCGCCCCUGCAU